Messenger RNA from Humulus lupulus (European hop), 1371 nucleotides. RefSeq lists its product as uncharacterized. Lineage: Eukaryota; Viridiplantae; Streptophyta; Magnoliopsida; Rosales; Cannabaceae. The coding region runs from base 195 to 968 and encodes 257 amino acids. The transcript is spliced from 3 exons. The record is from RefSeq and is a predicted model, not a curated record.
AUGGUACAAACCUAAAUUAAAAGUUUUUCUACCUGGCGCUCGAACAAUUUUACAUUUUCUUUUCCCAAAUAUAGUGGGUGGCGCUGAAUUAAGAGAAGGAAGAGGAGGAAUCUACGAGGUCAACGGUUGAAUUGCACCUUCUCCAGGCUCCUAGAUAUUUCACAUGAUUUGGUUUAUGAAAGUCUUCUGUGAAAAUGUUUGGGGGAGCUCUUGUAGAGGGAAGUGGGCGGCGGUUACCGCAAUGGAUGCUGGGAAGACCUGAUCAAGUGGAGAAGUCUGGUAAAACAACAGAAGCACACACAAAGCAAUCGGAGGAAGGACCCUCAUCUCAAACUGUGACGAAAAGUUUGGGAAAAGGAAGCUUGCUUGUUGAAAAGGAAAAGGGUUUGCAAAGUUUAGAUGUUCUUGUGAAAUGUAGGACAAAGAAAAGAAAAUUAAAGGCAAAACAAGUAAAUGCCGACUCUGAUACUGACAUUUCUGAAGAUGAGCAAGAUAAGAAGUCUAAUAGAACUAGGAGAAAAAUGUCUAAACCUGCUUCUCAGAAAAGAGGGAAAACAAAGAAAUUUGGUUUGAAUAGUAUUGAGGAACUGGAUAUCCAGCCUUUGAGUGAGGGUGAUGAUUUUGAACUGACAGUGGAUGAUCUAAUGACCAUUGCUGAAGAGUAUGUUAGAGCCAACAAGGAUACGGAGCAAGAGCAAGAAGGAAAGGGAAAAUCUGAUUCGAGAAGUAGACCAUCAACAACAGUAUCUUCUAGUAAAGAGUCAAAAGAUUGUAAGAGAAGCUCAGCCACUAAUGAUAAUAUUAGUUCUUUCAUUCAAACAUCAACUACCAAUGAUUUUAGUGCUUCUUGCAAAGCAAACGACAGUUCAUCUGCGACAGAAGAAAUUGGCAUUAAAGCUGGAGGAACAGGGGAUCCUGCUCAUGACAUGCUGAAUCUGUUUUUAGGUCCUUUGUUGAGAAACCUGUAGAGGAGAUUAAAGAUGACUGCUGUUAGGGGUAUGGAAUUUUUCCAGGAGUAUGAAUAGAAUGGUAUACAAAGUAAGAAGAUUGAUAUAGCUAGAGAAGUAGUCCUCCUGUCAAAGAAGUAUAGUCUCAAGGACAAGGUUGCAAUGUUCCUUGACUGAAUAUUUUUUCAAAUUUGUGCAGAAGAUAACUAGUUUGUGUAUACUACGAUAAACUGCAUAUAUUUAGAUUCAGCCCAUGGGAGUGUACUGUAUCUUCUAAUUUUGGUCACCAUAAUUCUCAGAAAUGUAGUUGAUUUUUCUGUAUAUAUUAUAGUGCCAAAUCCUGAUAAACUUAUGUAUAACACUGAGUUGUGUGAAUUCAAAAGAUAGUUUAGCACCGUCAAUAAAUUUAUGAUGAUUGAAAAGC